AUGAAAACUCUCGACGAGGGAUGCAGAGAGAUGUUCACUGGUUUGAAGAACGAUCCUUCAGUCUUCUUCGUCGCAUUGUGCAUCGUUUGUAGGCCGUCCAGCCCUGGAGGAUCGUAUCCGAGCGGCCCUGGCAUAUCUUGGCCGAGCGCAGCCCUGAAAUUGUACCGGGAAUCACGUUUGUCAUCGCUGCGCAUGAACCCAGUGCCGGGCACGAGCCCGUAUGGCAAGGUAGUUCGCAGUGCAGAGCUCAAGUGUUUGUUGCUCACAGGCGAGUUCGUCUACACGGGCAAGGCGAAGGGUAAGUCUUUCCUCUCCCGCAUUGUCGACGUUCGGCAGCACGCUCAGCUGCCUCAAGACGAACGCGAGAAGUUUGCUCAGGAUGGUCACACCGGUGAGUUUUUUCUAGCCCAGUGGUGUUCUGUUGUGGGAGAUGAUGACAAGAAAUUCCCGACGAGCUCCAUGAAUGUCAGGCAGCGGGCUUUAACCGCUGGCUUAAAAGAAGUCGUGCUUUGCUCAGACGCGUCUUGGUAUCCUGUCGACUGCGUGCUACGUGUGGCAGUUGUGUGGCCGAUAGAUGAUGCUUGUGACAAGUUGGUGCUGCUGCAUGGCAUGGAGCACGUCUACGUCAUGAGUCAUCAGCAGAUGCCCGAUGGCUCAUUAUCUUCGAUGGAAGGGCAAAGCCAUAACUUUUCUACGUUCCCUGAGACUGAUCCGCAGCUGGGCAAGGACAAGAAUGGGGAAGACUUGCUGUAUGAGAGCUUCACUUCAAAGCAGUGGCUACUGCGGACCAUGCUUCGAACGAGGAUCACCGGAUUGCUUGGAAAAACAAAACCGGGGUGCUGCAACAGCGAGAUCAUCCCAGGUGUUGAUCAGCAGACAUGGGCCAUGAUCGAGACUGGUUUCAGUGGCGGUGGAAUCCGACAUUUCAGCGCACCCAGGAGCCAAAAUUGUUACUUGAGUGACACUUACAGGCCAGCAUUGCAUCGGGUAGCAAGCAAAUCGACUUUUUCAGCUAUCAAGGUGGACCGGGCUCCUGGGUUUAAGCAUGUGAGUCUAUUCCUGGGCAACUACUGGAAUGUGUUUUGCUCUCAGACCUUGCAGAGACAAGCUGCAUCAAUGUCCGAACAGAGCCAUCCGUAUGCUCCGCUCGAAUGCGUGAGAGCUAUUGUGGAGAUGGUGUCAGCUGUUGGCGAUGCAGAUGAAGAACAUCUCCAGGCUCUUGCACUGGAGUUGGGUCUUGAACCUGUUAAAGCGAAGUCUUGCAGACGUCCGAAGCUUCCGUCUUUGUGUCUGAAAUACGAUGCUGAUGCGCGGAUUCUAUCACUAGCUACGCAUUGGGUUGAUUUGCCAUUUGAACAACUGCAGUCGCUUGUGAAAUCUUCUGCUGUUGGUUCUAGACGUACGCCUCCGGCCUCACCCUCGGGGAACAAACACCAGCCAAAGAAGGCGAAGCCAUCUUCUGUGGAUGUCCUCUACUCCCCCACGAAAACAGUCGCUGAGUUUUGGGCCCCCGUGAUGCCGCCCCCCGACCUCCCUCGCGCGGCCCGCCGCGCGAAGCUCGCCAAGGCUAAGGCGGAGAAAGUCGCGCGCGAAGUUGCCGCGGAGCUUCGGGACCGGCGGUCGCGGCGGGGUAGUACGUCCAUUGGCAAGAUAUGGACAUGCGCACGGGCGGAGAUCGACACAGAGGACGGGGCUGCCCGUCCAUGCUCUCCUUAA
Molecule: messenger RNA, 1716 nt
Organism: Aureococcus anophagefferens
Lineage: Eukaryota; Pelagophyceae; Pelagomonadales; Pelagomonadaceae
Exons: 4
Coding region: 1-1716 (571 amino acids)
Source: RefSeq, a predicted model, not a curated record